CCCAAUAGCCAGAAGCCUGAAAUGGAAAUAGAAAUAGAAAUCAACGGACGAGCCAGUGAGGCAGUACGCUUGUCGACGACUAUCCACUCCACAGUCAUUCUCCCGGAACCCAGCUGUACUAACUGACGAAAACUGUCUUUUGUGCCCGCUUGCGGUUGCCGUGGACUCACACGACUGCUUCUUUCUGAACCUUUGAACUCUGUUUCUUGAACAUCUCCAUACGCUCUUCGCAUUUCGAUUUCCUCUCUUUGGCAAUCUCAUUCUUAUACUAAUGGACUUCAAAACCCUAGCUCUCCCUUACCACCUUCCGCCUACACGAAUCUCUCAUGACAGACAACGAUUAUUCUCAUCUCCUUCAUCAUUCGUCAAUCAGUCUGCUUCUUCUCUUGCUCCUUCCAUUGUCAACGUUUGCUUGAGACCGAGUCUUCGCCGCCACCACUGCUGCCGCUUCAGGACCGCAUGCAUUCGCCCUCCGGAUCAAGUUGUGGGGAAGAAGUCUAAUUGCGCGAGUGGCAAUGACGGAGUUAUUGUUUCGGAUGCUUCUGUUCCACAGGAAACCAUGGAAGAUGAUCAAUCCGUAACGGCAGGGGAUUUUGCUGCAGAGAAGAGCAUUUGGACACAGAUGAAGGAGAUAGUCUUGUUUGCAGGUCCUGCAACAGGGCUUUGGAUAUGCGGGCCGCUGAUGAGUCUCAUUGAUACUGCAGUUAUCGGCCAAGGUAGCUCUGUGGAGCUUGCUGCCUUAGGACCAGGCACUGUGGUUUGUGAUUAUCUGAGUUACGCAUUCAUGUUCCUCUCCAUAGCUACUUCUAAUAUGGUCGCCACUUCCCUUGCUAAAGCGGAAAAAAAUGAAGUACAACAUCAAAUAUCCAUCUUGCUUUUUGUUGGUUUAGCUUGUGGUGUGGGAAUGCUUUUCUUCACAAAAUUUCUAGGCACAAGGAUACUAACUUCUUUCACUGGGCCGCAGAAUUUGCAUUUGGUACCUGCUGCAAACACAUAUGUUCAGAUUCGAGGCUUAGCCUGGCCAGCACUUCUUGUUGGAUGGGUUGCUCAAAGUGCCAGUCUAGGAAUGAAAGAUUCUUGGGGACCUUUAAAGGCUUUGGCAGUUGCUAGUGCUGUAAAUGGCAUUGGUGAUAUUGUCUUAUGCUCUUUCUUGGGAUAUGGUAUUGCUGGUGCAGCUUGGGCUACAAUGGUUUCACAGGUCAUUGCGGGUUUUAUGAUGAUUGAAGCUCUGAACCAGAAAGGCUUUAAUGCUUUCUCCUUAUCUAUCCCAUCACUUAAGGAACUAGUGCAAAUACUGGAGCUUGCCGCCCCAGUGUUCAUAACAAUGAUAUCAAAGGUGGCCUUUUAUUCUCUUCUGACAUAUUUUGCUACUUCUAUGGGCACGAUCACUAUUGCAGCCCAUCAGGUUAUGAUUCAGGUUCUCUGCACGUGUACUGUAUGGGGGGAGCCUCUUUCUCAAACUGCGCAGGCAUUUAUGCCAGAGUUGAUGUAUGGAGUUAAUCGAAGUUUAAAAAAGGCAAGGAUGCUACUGAAGUCACUUGUGAUCAUUGGAGCCUUUACUGGAUUUAUGUUAGGAACUGUUGGGACAUCUAUCCCUUGGUUGUUCCCUUACAUUUUCACAACUGAUCAUGCAGUCGUUGGGGAGAUGCACAAAGUGUUGCUUCCAUACUUCAUUGCAUUAAUGGUGACACCAGCUACGCAUAGCCUUGAAGGGACAUUGUUGGCUGGCAGAGAUCUUAGGUUUCUAAGUUUAUCAAUGAGUGGGUGUUUUUCUUUGGGUGGCCUUCUGUUACUGAUUGUGAGCAGUAGAGGGUGUGGUCUGCCAGGCUGCUGGUGGGGACUCGCAGCAUUUCAAUGGACUCGAUUUUCCCUGGCUCUGCGACGACUGACUUCACCCCAUGGCAUGUUAUACUCGGAAGAAUUCAACCAACAUAAACUGCAAAUGGUGAAAGCUGCAUAGGGAUCCAUCUGAAGAUUGAUAAUUCCAAUCCCUUUUUCAAUUAUAAGUACUGGUGGUGGUGGGAGGGACAUCCUUGCUUUUGGACUUAGGGUUGGACAUAACUGGAGAGUACAGCAAGCCAUUGUUCAAGCUGCAAAAAGGUCAGUGAUGGUCAUUAAUAUUGGAAUUGUUAUUCUUGGAAGCCUCGAGUGGCUUGUGGCACAAGUGUAUAAAUUGUGUUAUGCUCACUGAUAUAAGAAAUAUUUGUUCCAUUGUUUAUUGUUUACUGCACAUCAAUGUAAUUACAAGAAAAUUCUUUGUUACUUUUGUCAAAUAAGAAAAAUGACAUUUCUGAGGCA
Macadamia integrifolia is the source of this 2298-nucleotide messenger RNA. RefSeq names its product protein DETOXIFICATION 46, chloroplastic. Gene Ontology annotation, cellular component: membrane. Gene Ontology annotation, biological process: transmembrane transport. Gene Ontology annotation, molecular function: xenobiotic transmembrane transporter activity; antiporter activity. NCBI's taxonomy places the organism in Eukaryota, Viridiplantae, Streptophyta, Magnoliopsida, Proteales, Proteaceae. The coding region runs from base 272 to 1960 and encodes 562 amino acids. The record is from RefSeq and is a predicted model, not a curated record. The transcript is spliced from 14 exons.